Erigeron canadensis is the source of this 703-nucleotide messenger RNA. RefSeq lists its product as uncharacterized. The record is from RefSeq and is a predicted model, not a curated record. The transcript has a single exon. Bases 1 to 630 code for a protein of 209 amino acids. Lineage: Eukaryota; Viridiplantae; Streptophyta; Magnoliopsida; Asterales; Asteraceae.
AUGUAUUUGUCGUUAUCCAACCCGGUCAUAUUGCCACCUCUAAUCUGUAUUCAUUUCGUACAGCUGGGACAGCAACUCCCUACGAAGGCUUCAACUUCUGAAUGUAGCAUAAUUUGUGUCCAAGGCUACAAAGUGAAACAUAGUGUUGCACCAAUUCUUGAAGCCAUAUUUAAGAAACAUGGUGAUAUUGCAGCUGAAUGUAUAUUCACUAUAGCUUCUGUGAGAGCAACUUUGCUAGAGGUUGUGUGUGAGGUUGUCAUGCAAAUUGAAGUCAAUGAUGGUAUUGAGAAAAUGGAAGAAAUUGAGUCCCAUUUGACACAGGCAGAGGCAGCUAAAAUUGAUGUGUCGUGGCUUCGGGUCCACUUGGAAGCCAUUUACAGAAACAAAAGGAAGGAGGUCAAGAAAAAGUGGAGUUCGCUUAUGGAAACAAAAGUAAACACUGUAUUAGUUCAAAAGGCUGCCAAAAUGGAUCUGAUAGAGAGACGUGCUGAGCUCGUGACAGUGCAACAACGAUUUGAAGAGGCUGAAAGGUGCGUGAGAGUACUUCAUCUUGUUGAAAAGAAGCUAGAUAAAGAUAUUUUGGACUCUAAGGCUGAAAAAGACUCGUGGGGAAGACAACUAAUGUUUUAGGCUAACUAUAUUAUGAUAGAUGUGUUAUAGUAGAUCGCCAGACUCAUGUCUAAACUUUAAUUUUGUCUAAUGG